Molecule: messenger RNA, 794 nt
Organism: Parathielavia appendiculata
Lineage: Eukaryota; Fungi; Ascomycota; Sordariomycetes; Sordariales; Chaetomiaceae
Exons: 2
Coding region: 90-590 (166 amino acids)
Source: RefSeq, a predicted model, not a curated record
UAAUAUGGAUACCGCCAGCAUGGAAAGGGAGGGUCGGGCCAAACAAGGGCAAAAAAGGCAGUCUGGCGCCACUGUGGCGCCAGGGCUUGAUGCGCCUUGCCGCCGCAAUGUACGUGUGCGUGUGUCGGUCCCAGUGGUUUGGGUCCAUUCAUUUGUCCGUCAUGGCCAGCUUAACGGAAAAACACUCACAAUUUUGGGGAAACCUGAAGAAAUUGAAGGGGAGUGGCAUCGACAAUUGCUUGCAUGCUUUGUCUUCGUCCCAAAUGCCCAUACACUCUCUGCGACACGACUGCUUCAGCCCCCUUCGUACAAUACUCAACCUGCGCUGUGCCGACGGUGCGCGAGAAUGGGACCAAACGUCCUUCCGUUUUGAAAAACUGGCCAUGCAUGAUGAAUUAACAAUGGAACCCAGAAGGGUGGAACGGCAUCGAAUGGCACGGAGCCAGGGACAGAGGUAUUCGGGAAGAUGUCGCAUGAUUCGCCGCCCGCUGUGGUGUGGGCAAGGCAUUAUUGGUGGGUGUGAUAGAGUGUCGUCGUGUAACUCCGGCUCCGUCUUUGUCCCAUCAGCUUGGGAUUACCGGCAGAUUUAGCCAGGUUAGCCAAAGCGGCACAGGUUUUGCGAUGGAAAAGCAGCCAUGAUCUGAUCCCGAUUGCCGAGCGUCAUUCAUUAGCAAGAGUGCGUACGUUUUGCUGCUGUAUGUUGGCCGGACGAAACACCAGGUGUGGACCACAAGGAGACGAGAAGUAGAGAGAUCUUCAUUUCAUCAGUGGCUUUAUUUAUUUUUCGUCCUGGC